Molecule: messenger RNA, 1308 nt
Organism: Lecanosticta acicola
Lineage: Eukaryota; Fungi; Ascomycota; Dothideomycetes; Mycosphaerellales; Mycosphaerellaceae
Source: the annotation of a GenBank genome assembly
AUGUCGACCGAAAUCCAAGCCUCUGUCCUGCAUGCAGCAAAAGACCUCCGCGUAGUAUGUAGAGACGGUUGGAGAACGACCAACAGCCACUGACGCGAGCAGGAAACCAGAACACUUCCCUCUCCGGCCCCAGACGAAGUUCAGAUUCGCGUCGCUUCGACAGGCCUCUGCGGCAGCGACUUGCACUACUACUCUCACUUCCGCAACGGCGACAUCCUCGUCCGCGAACCUCUGAGUCUCGGCCACGAAUCUGCGGGCGUAAUCACCGCCGUCGGCUCCUCCGUCUCACACCUCAAGACUGGCGAUAAAGUCGCCCUCGAAGUCGGGCUCCCGUGCGAACAAUGCCAAAGAUGCAAAGAAGGAAGAUACAACAUUUGCAAAGACGUUCGAUUCCGAAGUAGUGGGAAGGCUUUCCCCCAUUUCCAGGGCACAUUACAGGAGAGCAUCAACCAUCCCGCAAAAUGGGUCUAUAAGCUGCCAGAGGAGAUUGACCUGGAUGUCGGAGCGUUGUUGGAACCCUUGGGCGUUGCGCUGCAUGCUUUCAGGCGGAGUCUCAUGCCAGAGAAUGCAACGGUGGUUGUGUUUGGAGCCGGUGCUGUUGGCCUGCUAUGUGCUGCUGUUGCGAAGCUGAAGGGCGCUGGAAGGGUCAUCAUAGCGGAUAUCGAUGCCGGUAGGCUGGAUUUCGCGGUGCAGAAUGGCUUCGCACACAACAGCUACACUGUACCCAUGAAGAGGGGCAAGGAUAUCGACGAGAGCCUGCAGAUCGCCAAGGAGACGGCAGCCGAGGUCGGCAAGAUUGACAAUGUGGGAGAGGUGGAUGUCGUUUUUGAAUGCACGGGCGUUCCAUCCUGCGUACAAGCAGGAAUUUAUGUAAGUGUCCCCGCGGUACCGCAGCAGCAGAGCUCCUUUUCCCCAACCAACCAACCAACCAACCAACCAACCAACCAUGCACUGACCGACUCUCUCUCUCUCUCUAUGUAGGCUACAAGACCUGGAGGCCGCCUGAUGCUCGUCGGAAUGGGCCAUCCCAUCCAAACGAUUCCCCUGGGAGCCGCCGCUCUGCGAGAAGUCGACAUUGUCGGCGUCUUCCGCUACGCGAAUACCUACCAAGAGAGCAUCGACAUUGUCCUUCAAGCGCGAAAUUCCCCCGACGGUCCGGACUUUUCCAAACUCAUCACACAUCGCUUCUCCGGGCUCGAGGAGGCCGUCAAGGCGUUUGAGAUGGCGGGCAAGACCAAGGACGCCGAGGGCAAGUUGGUGUUGAAGGUCAUUAUUGAUAGUUCGGAGGGGGCCAAGGCGAGACUGUGA